AGUGAAAAAUUAUUUAACGAUGGACAUCUAAUAUUUGUAUUCUCGCUUACCAUGCAACUACACACAUGACGUAUAUACGUAAGAUUGUCAUCGAAUGCGUAAAAUUAACAUCGAUCGAGAGUUUGUCAAAUCGAAAACAUCGUCAACUUAUAAAGAAACCAUUGCAAAUACCGCAGGGAUGCUAUUAUCCAUAGAUGAAGACGUUGUAUACAUCAAUGCUUCUUCUUUGAAAUCACGGUCAAUGAAUAAUUCCAAAAAAAAAAGAAAAAUAAAAUAAAAAGGAAGAGAAAAUGAAGAGAGGAACCAAUAAUAAUAGCCAUUCGUUCCUGUAAAGAAUUAAUUUCUGCUCGAAAGAAGGAAUAAAGUCAUGUGCUUCGUGAUUCAUUAAUGAUUACAUGAUAUUUAUAACACGCAUUUAUUAACACUUCGAUUAUCACCUGACUCACCUUGAACCAGCGACGAGUCUAAGUAACAGAGCAAACAUUCGCGAUCACGUGUAUCCUUCGCGUGAAUUCAAGUGCAGUUUGUUCGAAGGCAUCGCGGUAAUUAACAAUGAUCCCUGGGAUGCAAUUAUCACGAUUGAAAGAAAGCGCGAGUCUCGCGGGCGCCACAAUUAACUUUAUCAGUGGCGCCUGAAGAAGCGCCGUUAAAAGGAGCAUAAAUUGGAAUAUGAGCUCCGCUUAAGUCUGGUGUUGACGCUCCGCGUUAACUACCCUGCAAGUUCAUUAUACUCAAGACGCGUUUAUACUGCAACAGAAAUGGCUCAAUCGUUUCGCAAUGUCGUACAAAUUUUUCUCUUCCAACGAUAAGUAAAACACGCAACGUUAUAGUAGUUUGAAAAUUCCUUCUUUCCGCCAUUAACUUUCGAAAAUUGUUCAAGGCGAUCUAGUCAAGUGACGUAUUCGCGAGGCAUUUAUGAUUUAAGGAUCGAGUAGACUACGUACGCUCGCUUAAAAUAGUUGCCGUCUGUAAAAAUUAUUCCAUAUUUUCUCCAUCGCGAUUAUGUAUAGAAAUAAGUCGAUCUUAAUCUUACUGGGCAUCUUAUGCAUACAUACUUCGAUCAUUUGCAAUCGCUCAAGUUAAUGACACUUUUGCUUAGUCGCAAGGGUAGAAGAACUAAGAUGUCUAAUGUUUUGUACCAUUUAAAGAAAUAAAUUAUAUACCGUGAAUGAUUUCCUUUAAACAUUGACACCCUCGUACAAGAAGAAAAGCUUCUUUAUACGCUAUCGAUCACAGGUUUGGUUAUACUUAUUACUAAGACAAAUAUUCUUGAAUAAUUACUAAUUUCAAUUCCUUAUUUUUCACUUAUUUUAUAUAUAUAUAAAUAUAAGAAAAAGGUGACAAAAUAAAUUAAUAAUUGGAAUAUCUCGUAAAGUAAAUUGUAUCCUUAUGACUAUUUUGGACAAUUUUGUCAUUCUUCAUACUAAUUUCUCUAUCUCUCCUGUUUGCAUACGUACCAACGUAUGCCUGUGUGUUAUAACAAGUCGGAGUCGAGAUCGAGAUAAUUCUCGCUAGUCGCAUAUCUGCAUCUCAGGAUCAAUCUAAUGAAGUCUAUCCGCAGCUGCGUCGAAUGCUGACAGGCUCGGGAGAGAGAGAAAAAUGCAAAAAACUGGACAGCAUUUUGCGAACACUAUCAUUCAGGUCGUGUCCAGUGAUAACGAAGGCGACGGCACUUUUAGUGUUGACGGAACGUUAGUUUACGUAGAAGAAACAAUUGGCUAGGUAUGUCGAAUUUGGAUGGAAGAAAAACAAAAAGCUUGAACAACAUCCCCGAAGUGUUCAAACGGCGCGAUCAUGACGAGUCGAAGGUUUUGUGGAAAGUUUUAUCGAAAGUUUCCUUGGAAAACGUAGCCAGCGAACGAUUUAAGACUUUAAAUGCGAGAGGAGAGGACGCUUCUCCUUUUACUGUUCCAAAGCUCGAAGUCAUAAAGCAAAGUGACAACGAUGAAUCGAGUAAUACCGAGGAUGAAGCGAACGAAGAGAAAGGAUUAAAAAAGCCAGAAGUGCCGAAAUUGGACGCCGAGGAUCAAAUAAAAAAUACUUUUAAGCUCGAUUUUUCAAAUAUAAGUUUGAAGAGACAGAAACGGAUCCUAUCGAUAAUUGACAGUUCUCUGUCGCUCAUUCUAAUUACUCCGAUGACCAUCAGUUUUUGGAGAGGGACGUGGACCUUGAUGGAUAUCUAUGCUGAUAUGUUCCCGGAAUUGUUCACGUUCCUCUUGGGUAUUCUAAUACACACAUGUUUUGCAAUUAUGAGGAAUUUCCUGCAUGAUCGUGUGCUCGAUAUAUCAAAAAGGAAAACUUUCCUGAAUAAAACCUAUUGCAAGAUCAUCCAAAUUUUAUACACAUACGUCUUCGGUAUUUCCUGCAAUAUGCACUGGAGGGGUGCUUGGAUUAUUUUCGACCACUUCUUCAUUUACAAUAUUUGGGUAACUGUAACCGCUACUUUGGCGCCAAUGAUAAUUUUGGCGAUCUUUCGAUCAAUUCGUAAUGUUAUAGCCAUCCCUUCGGUGAUCAACGUCGACAUACUCGCCUUCGUCUUUCGUUUUCCAACGAGGUAUAAGCUGAGAUUUCACGAUUUUUCUUGGCACUUUGAGAAAUAUUUCAAUCGCUGUUAGAUACGGAUAUCAGUGCGAAAGUCGAUGAGAAAAAUAAAUGUUCAUCAAGAGUUCUAUUUCACAGAUUGUGUAUCUCCUCACGAGAGGAGACCUUAUCAAUUGGUAAAGUGAUCGAACAAAAUCUACGAUGCCGUAUCACUUAAGUAUCGCAAUCGAUUGUCAAACGGUUCUAAAGCCGAAUUUUCAUUGGGAAUAUUCCGUGAAUAUCAUUCGUACGAUAAGAUUCAUGAAUUGUAAGAAUUACAAAAACACAUAUGAAUAAAACACGUAUUUUAAUUAUUCAAAUGUAUAAGAUGUGUUUGAUUAUUAUAUUAACGAUGAUAAAUGAUCUGAUCUGAUUCGAUUCGAUUAUCUACUGACCAAUCAUAUAACGAUACAGAAAAAUAAAUCAUGAUAAUACGAAAAUUACUAUCAAAAAAAUUGUCCCACUUAUCGGGUUUGUAGUAAGCUUUGUAUCACAACGUACAAACUUUUAAUAUGGCGAAAGAAAGCUAUUAUUGGACUAUAAGAGUUAUCAUGUUAUCUGACAGGUACGUUAUCUAUUCAUUGACGCCUCUGAAUCGUGAAAAUCGUGUACAUCGUCGUAGAACGAAAGAAUUGCAACAAAGAAUCUCACAGGCUUGAAAUGGAGGAGUAAGACUUGUAGCAAAAGAGGUAAAAUAUUAUCAGCAUGAAAGCUAUUAAAUACCGUCGGCUAAUGUUCCCGUCCAAUUAACUUUAAACUGAUAUUUUACAACUUAACUAAACCCGAAGAGCAACGUUGGCUUUAACGUUAGAUCCUGAUCGAGGAUAUUGACAAUAUAUAUUAUAAAUAUAUGUAUUGAUAGUCUGAGAGCACCCAUAGCCAUUUUUCACAAAACAAAAGAAGAAACAGGAAUCAAUUAACAGUUUGAAGAACAAUAUUCUUAUGUGUUACGUUCCAAGAGAAAAUAUAAUUCUAUCCAUUGGAUGAAACAAGAGAAAAAAUAAAAUAAGGCAAAGAACAAGAGCAAUUUAAAAAAUAAGGAUCUUACUUGUGCAAUGAUCAUUAAGAGUACGACGAUCCUAACGUAUCUCUGUGAUUCACAAUGACGGAUUCAAUAUACAGAGUCGUAGGUGCCCGAGAUCCGAAUGGACGCUGGAAUAUUUUUUUCUCUACGUUCAACAAAAGGCUGUCACGAAGGAAAAAAAAAAGAAUAUGACAGGUCAAGGUAGAUGGUCGUAAUCCAAGCUUGAUUGGUGUACAAAAAGGUGCCGAUUAGCGAUGCGUUCGACAAAAGCCCGAUGAAACUGGCAGACAGGAAACGCCACUCAAAAAAAUGAGGCUUCAAGGUGGUUCAGGCCUCUUCUCUUCGGCUACUAUCUUGUUUCUUAUCAGUUAACACCGGGUUUCCCGGAUUUGUUAAUUAGCGCCUGACUGUCGCGUAUACGUCGAUCACGAUUUACGUGACUGCCAUACUGUAGGCUGAUAAAGUACACCGGUUCAGGUUCAAUUAAAAUUUCCUCCUUGCUACCAGUCCGCGAUAUCGUCUGAUGACACUAACAGCCGCUAAUUGCCGUUCAAGAUACUUGGUCGAGGGAUAAACAUGUAUACGAAAUGUUUCAGUAAAGCGUUAUUAAUAAUUAUGAAUAGAAGGCGGGUAAAGUGAGACGAUCUUAAGUCGAUGUUUAAAUCGAAUGUCAUUUGAUUUAAAAAAUCAUAAAUGAUCUUCAAAUCAUGUAGAAAAAAGGAAGAAGACUGGUUGAGGUGCUCUCAAUUUAUCUCAUAAUGGAGUGUACUCGUGUCUGCAUAGGGAGAGUCAUUAAGCAGCUCAUGUACUUGACAAACGAAUACUAAAUUGGACUCAGACGGUGAUCAGGCCAGAAUAAACGAACUUUCUCAUUUUUCAUUUAAAAAACACCAUUUUCAAACGUAUGAAAGUCUGGGGAGCAACUGA
This is a messenger RNA of Bombus pyrosoma, 4531 nucleotides long. RefSeq lists its product as uncharacterized. Gene Ontology annotation, biological process: neuron-neuron synaptic transmission; neuromuscular synaptic transmission; clustering of voltage-gated calcium channels. NCBI's taxonomy places the organism in Eukaryota, Metazoa, Arthropoda, Insecta, Hymenoptera, Apidae. The record is from RefSeq and is a predicted model, not a curated record. The transcript has 6 exons. Bases 1725 to 2615 code for a protein of 296 amino acids. Gene Ontology annotation, cellular component: presynaptic membrane.